GGAGGAAGUUGCAGCUCUGAGUCACUGAGGAAAGUUUUCAGGGUUCAGAGUCCAUGUUAAUGUGGACGGAGCAGCAGAGGAGACCAGAUGAAGGUAGAAGGUGUGUGUGAGCUGAUGUGAAUCCAGCAGCAUGGAUCAGUGUGAGGACAGAGAGGAGGGAGUCCUUCCCUCCAAAACCUCCCAGAGGGGAAAAAAAAGAGUUGGAGAGAGUCUGAGAGAAGAAAAGAGGAGACGACGUCGUCCUGGACCUGAACCUGGACCUGAUCCCAGCUGUGUGUCCUUGAAGAGUGAUGCAUCAAAGGAAUUCUAUUGGGAUUUUAAAGAUACCCAAUAUUCUCCCUCAGAGAGGAGACGACCUGGACCUGGACCUGGACCUGGACCUGGACCUGGACCUGGUCCUGGACCUGGACCUGGACCUGGACCUGGACCUGGAACUGGUCCCAGCUGUGUGUCCUUGAAGAGUGAUGCAUCAAAGGAUUUACGUAUCUUUUUUAAAGAUGCUCCUGGUUUUCCUUCAGAGAGGAGACGACCUGGACCUGGAUCUGGAUCUGGACCUGGACCUGGACCUGGACCUGGACCUGGACCUGGACCUGGUCCCAGCUGUGUGUCCUUGAAGAGUGAUGCAUCAAAGGAGUUUUUCAUCGGUUUUAAAGAUGAUCCUGGUUUUCUUUCAGAGAGAUUGGACCAGCAGAUCUCAGAGUCCCCCAGUGGUCCGUCUGUCCAGCAGCACCAGACCCAGUUGGACUCCGUCUUUCAGCUGCUGGAGGGCGACAUCAUCAUGUUUGUAAAGGAGGAGCUGAAGAAGUUCCAGAAGGUUCUGAGUCCAGAUUACCCAGAAUCCUCAGAGAGUCUGGAGGAGGAUGAAGAUGAAGAGCAGAAGAGCAUCAGAGAGACAUUCGUGAAGAUCACAGUGAAGUUCUUGAGGAGGAGGAAGCAGGAGAAGCUGGCCGACCUCCUGCAGAGCAAUACUGUUGCUGCCGUUUGUCAAUCCAAACUCAAAGAUCAGCUGCAGAAGAAGCACCAGCAUGUGUCUGAGGGGAUCACUAAAGCAGGAAAGAAAACCCUUCUGGAGCAGAUCUACACGGAGCUCUACGUCACAGAGGGAGGGACCGGAGAGGUCAACAAUGAACAUGAAGUCAGACAGAUUGAAGCAGCAUCCAGGAAACCAGACGGAGCAGAAACAGCCAUCAGACAGGAAGACAUCUUUAAACCCCCACCUGGAAGAGGAGGACCAAUCAGAACGGUGAUGACGAAGGGAGUGGCCGGCAUCGGGAAAACAGUCCUAACACAGAAGUUCAGUCUGGACUGGGCUGAAGGCAGAACCAACCAGGACAUCCAGUUCCUGCUUCCAUUCACCUUCAGACAGCUGAAUGUGCUGAGAGAGGAGAAGUUCAGCUUGGUGGAACUAGUUCAUCGAUUCUUCUCUGAAACCAGAGGAAUCUGCAGCUUUGAAGAGUUCCAGGUCUUGUUCAUCUUUGACGGUCUGGAUGAGAGUCGACUUCCUCUGGACUUCCACAACUGUACAAUCGUCAGUGACCCCAGAAGGUCCACCUCAGUGGACGUGCUGCUGACAAACCUCAUCAGGGGGAACCUGCUUCCUUCUGCUCGUCUCUGGAUCACCACACGACCCGCGGCAGCCAAUCAGAUCCCUCCUUACUGUGUCUCCAUGGUGACAGAAGUCAGAGGGUUCACUGACCCACAGAAGGAGGAAUACUUCAGGAAGAGGUUCAGAGAAGAGGAGAAGACCAGCAGGAUCAUUUCCCACAUCAAGACAUCACGGAGCCUCCACAUCAUGUGCCACAUCCCAGUCUUCUGCUGGAUCACUGCUACGGUCCUGGAGAACGUCCUGGAGACCAGAGAGGGAGGGGGGCUGCCCAAGACCCUGACUGAGAUGUACAUCCACUUCCUGGUGGUCCAGGCCAAACUGAAGAAGGUCAAGUAUGAUGGAGGAACUGAGACGGAUCCACACUGGAGUCCAGAGAGCAGGAAGAUGGUGGAGUCUCUUGGAAAACUGGCUUUUGAGCAGCUGCAGAAAGGAAACCUGAUCUUCUAUGAACCAGACCUGAGAGAGUGUGGCAUCGAUGUCAGAGAUGCUUCAGUGUACUCAGGAGUUUUCACACAGAUCUUUAGAGAAGAGAGCAGCCUGUACCAGGACCAGGUCUUCUGCUUCAUCCAUCUGAGUGUUCAGGAGUUUCUGGCUGCUCUUCAUGUCCAUCAGACCUUCAUCAGCUCUGGAGUCAACCUGCUGGGAGAUCAACUAACAACUCACCCUUCUCCAAUCAGUUUCUAUCCGACACAUGUGGACUGGACCUUACAGAGUCCAAACGGACAUCAGACCUUCAUCAACUCUGGAGUCAACCUGCUGGGAGAUCAACGAACAACUCACUGUUCUUCAACCGGUUUCUAUCAGACACCUGUGGACUGGACCUUACAGAGUCCAAACAGACAUUUGGACUUCAUCAACUCUGGAGUCAACCUGCUGGGAGAUCAACGAACAACUCACUGUUCUUCAACCGGUUUCUAUCAGACAGCUGUGGACUGGACCUUACAGAGUCCAAACGGACAUCAGACCUUCAUCAACUCUGGAGUCAACCUGCUGGGAGAUCAACGAACAACUCACCGUUCUUCAACCGGUUUCUAUCAGACAGCUGUGGACUGGACCUUACAGAGUCCAAACGGACACCUGGACUUGUUCCUGCGCUUCCUCCUGGGUCUUUCAGUGGAGACCAAUCAGAACCUCCUAAGAGGUCUGAUGACAUCAAACCAAAGAAGUUCACAGAACAAUCAGGAAACUAUCAAAUUCAUCAAGGAUAAGAUCAGUGGGGAUCUGUCUGCAGAGAGAAGCAUCAACCUGUUCCACUGUCUGAAUGAACUGAACGAUCGGUCUCUGGUGGAGGAGGUCCAACAGUCCCUGAGGUCUGGACGUCUCUCCACAGAUGAACUGUCUCCUGCUCAGUGGUCGGCUCUGGUCUUCAUCUUACUGUCAUCAGGUGAUCUGGAGGUGUUUGACCUGAAGAAGUUCUCAGCUUCAGAGAAGGCUCUAUGGAGGCUGCUGCCGGUGGUCAAAGCCUCCAAGAAAGUUCUACUGAGUGCCUGUCACCUCUCAGAGGACAUCUGUCCACUUCUGUCCUCAGUUCUCAGCUCUCAGUCCUCCAGUCUGACAGAACUGGACCUGAGCAACAACGACCUGCAGGAUUCUGGACUGAAGCAGCUGUUUCCUGGACUGGAGAGUCCACACUGUCACCUGGAGUCUCUCAGACUGAGUGGCUGUCACCUCUCAGGGAACAUCUGUCCACUUCUGUCCUCAGUUCUCAGCUCUCAGUCCUCCAGUCUGACAGAACUGGACCUGAGCAACAACGACCUGCAGGAUUCUGGACUGAAGCAGCUGUGUCCUGGACUGGAGAGUCCACAUUGUAAACUGGAGUCUCUCAGGCUGUCAGGCUGUCUGAUCUCAGAGGAAGGAAGUUCUUCUCUGGUCUCAGCUCUGGCCUCCAACCCCUCCCACCUGAGAGAGCUGGACCUGAGCUACAACCAUCCAGGGGAGUCAGCAGAGAAGCUUCUGUCUAGAGUGGAGGAUCCCCGCUGGAGACUGGACACUCUCAGGGUGGAGCCUGCUGGACAACGAUUUCUGACACCAGGUCUGAGGAAGUAUUCCUGUCAACUCACCGUCGACACAAACACAGUCAACAACUACAUCAAACUGUCUGAUGACAACAGGAAGAUGAUGUUUGAGGAGGAGGAUCAGUCGUAUCCUGAUCAUCCAGACAGGUUUGAUUACUAUCGUCAGCUGCUGUGUAGAGAAGUUCUGACGGGUCGCUGUUACUGGGAGGUCCAGUGGAGCGGAGAAGUUUGUGUAUCAGUGAGUUACAGAAGAAUCAGCAGGAAAGGAGACUCUGUUGACUGUAGGUUUGGAUGGAACAAUCAUUCCUGGAGGCUGGACUGUUCUCCAGGUGGUCGGUACUGUGUCCUUCAUAAUAACAGAGUAACAUCCGUCACCUCCUCAUCUCCAUCUCCAGUCUUUAACAGAGCAGCAGUUUACGUGGACGUUCCUGCUGGAACUCUGUCCUUCUAUGAAGUCGUCUCUGACAGACUGAUCCACCUCCACACCUUCAACACCAGCUUCACUGAACCUCUCUGGGCUGGAUUUGGAUUCUGGUUCAGUCCUGGUUCCUCAGUGUCUCUGUGUCCAGUUUAGUCUCCAGAGUCUCCGGUCAGAGAAACUGUCUCUGUUGGAUCCUGGACUUGGACUCUGGUUCUGGUUCCUCAGAGUCUCCAUGAUGAUGAUGAUGAUGAUGAUGAUGAUGAAGAAGAUGAUGAUGAUGAUGAUGAUGAUGAUGAUGAUGAUGAUGAUGAUGAUGUUGAAGAUGAUGAUGAUGAUGAUGAUGAUGAAGGAGAUGAUCACCAUUUAUCUUACAUUUUUUGGUUUAUUGUAUUUUUAUUUGAUCUUUUUCACAUUUAAACAUUAAAUAAUUUACUGGAUUGUUGAUGUU
Messenger RNA from Cololabis saira (Pacific saury), 4490 nucleotides. RefSeq names its product NACHT, LRR and PYD domains-containing protein 3-like. The record is from RefSeq and is a predicted model, not a curated record. Gene Ontology annotation, molecular function: protein binding. The transcript has 13 exons. The coding region runs from base 131 to 4195 and encodes 1354 amino acids. NCBI's taxonomy places the organism in Eukaryota, Metazoa, Chordata, Actinopteri, Beloniformes, Belonidae.